Messenger RNA from Vollenhovia emeryi, 1239 nucleotides. RefSeq names its product RING finger protein 212B. The record is from RefSeq and is a predicted model, not a curated record. Lineage: Eukaryota; Metazoa; Arthropoda; Insecta; Hymenoptera; Formicidae. Bases 9 to 884 code for a protein of 291 amino acids. The transcript is spliced from 5 exons.
AUUCCAAAAUGGCCGCUCUCGUUCUCGACAGCCAUUGGUCGUUUCUCUCCCGCGAGUCGCCCAUCUACCGUUGUUACCUGCACCCGCGACAGGGGGCGCGAACCUCUCUUUCGAGCGGCUUUUGUUUCUUGGCGCCAGCGGUGGAUUUCGAAUCCCGUCGCUCUCUCGACGCAAAGAUUCGCGCCCGGUCAGGUUCAACGUAUACGCAGAACAAGAUGUCGAGACCGCAAAUGAACUCGAUAAUCUGCAACCAGUGCUUCACCCCGACGUACCGAGGGCAACAUCCGUACCACAUUACGCAGUGCGGCCACAUCUCCUGCCAGAAUUGUCUGCGACAAGUUCAGAACCGAUGUCCGCAAUGCGAGCGUGCCGGCAUCGUCUCGAUAGCGCUGGAGGAGCCGUUGUCGCCGAAGCUGAUGCCGUACUUCCAGCCGUCCGCCGAGCUCCUAGAAACGAUGCUAAAGGUCGACACGUUCAAUAGCACCCAGCUGAAUAUAACGCUGCAGCGCUUCUACGAUCUUGAUAAGAAGUACGAAAUAUUGAAGGCUCGGUAUUGGAUGCAGAUUCAGAACAUGAAAACGUUGCUGCAGAAGUACAAUAUGUUAAAGGCCACGUUGGAGAAGCAAAAGAAGAUACUGCUGAUGGUGAAAAGAGGAUCUCCGCGAUCCGUCCGCGUGACUACGGAGCAGACGCCGUCGGAUUCCGGUAUCUCCGUACCUGCGUCGAGCUCAAAGUUUUCGCUGAACUCGUCGAGACCUGGGAAAUCUUCCAUCAUAACACCCAUGCCCGAAAUGAGGGGGCAAUAUAGAACUGCCGAUGGUUUUUGCAUACCAGUCAGCCAUAAACCAAAUCCGAAGUUCAAUCCUCGAACCAUGUUAUCUUAAAUUAUAGUUGUUUUUUUUUAAAUAAAGGGACACCCUUUAUUUCUAUUUCUGGGUCUACGCGGUCAAGUUGGAAAUCGUGACGUCAGAGACGAGAUAAUGGCACGUUGAGAAAAUUCUUGUAUUAAUAAACAGCAGUAAAGUUGAUACUCAGCUCAGUUGGUGACACAAUACACUUGCAAAAUGUGAUUUGGUUUCGUGUCACGGAUUAAUGGAGCUAUUUAUUAUCUGUCAAGAGAAAAGAAUAGUUCUCAAAUUUAUAAUUGCGGCAAACGAACCGAAGUUUUCUUUUAUCCAAAUAUCGUUUUUAUUUAGAAAUGAGAGACAAGAAUUCGCGGUGCGGCAUAUAAUUGCGGCA